CUUUCCUCGAUUCUCUCGACGCCUUUUGCCUCCACUGUUUGGUUCCUGAGCGAAAGGCGGAGGCUCUAGCGCCAAACCCUUCACACAGACACACAUCGCCACAAAAUCGAAGCUCAUAAGGAAAAGACAUGAUGACUGAUCAGCCACAAUACCCAACUGUCAGCCAGAAGGUAGCUGGUAUGCUCCUUCUUAGAUCUAGCCCAGUUCAAGAUUUUCGGGCUUAUGAGGGAGGUUUUCAGCAGCCAUCUCUGUACCAGAGGAAAUUCCAACAUGGAAAUUAUACUAAUGCUGCAUUGCAGUAUUCCAUGAUGCAACCAUCUCAAACUGGACGAGACCUCUCCAUGUUUGCAUCAAAUGUAUCGCCUGUUUUUGUCCAAGCCCCUUCAGAGAAAGGUUUGGCCGGCUUUGCCAUUGAUUUUCUAAUGGGUGGAGUCUCUGCAGCUGUAUCCAAAACAGCUGCCGCUCCAAUUGAACGUGUGAAGCUUUUGAUCCAGAACCAGGAUGAAAUGAUCAAGAGUGGUAGGCUUUCUGAGCCAUAUAAAGGCAUUGGUGAUUGUUUUAGCCGAACAAUUAAAGAUGAAGGGUUUGUUUCAUUGUGGAGAGGGAACACUGCCAAUGUCAUCCGUUACUUCCCAACUCAGGCUUUGAACUUCGCAUUUAAAGAUUACUUUAAGAGGCUUUUCAACUUCAAGAAAGACAGAGAUGGUUACUGGAAAUGGUUUGCUGGCAACCUGGCAUCAGGAGGUGCUGCUGGUGCUUCUUCCCUUCUCUUUGUCUAUUCCCUAGACUAUGCCCGUACCCGUUUAGCAAACGAUGCAAAGGCUGCGAAGAAGGGAGGCGGGAGGCAAUUUAAUGGUUUGAUUGAUGUCUACAGGAAGACAUUAGCAUCUGAUGGUAUUGCUGGGCUUUACCGUGGGUUCAAUAUUUCAUGUGUUGGGAUCAUUGUUUAUCGUGGUCUCUACUUUGGGAUGUAUGAUUCCUUGAAGCCAGUGCUCCUUACUGGAAAGUUGCAGGAUAGUUUCUUUGCUAGCUUUGCCCUUGGUUGGGUCAUCACCAAUGGUGCUGGCCUUGCAUCCUACCCAAUUGACACUGUUCGCAGAAGAAUGAUGAUGACCUCAGGUGAAGCAGUUAAGUACAAAAGUUCACUGGAUGCAUUCUCUCAGAUCCUGAAGAACGAGGGUCCCAAGUCUCUCUUCAAGGGUGCUGGUGCAAACAUUCUCCGUGCUGUUGCUGGUGCUGGUGUUCUUGCUGGUUAUGAUAAGCUGCAGAUGAUCGUUUUUGGAAAGAAGUAUGGAUCUGGUGGUGGUUAAAUUUAUGGUAUUCUCAUCCCAUUGUCUCAUCAGCUUCAGAUGGUGAUGAAAAACUUUUUGAGUUCUCAGAUUUUAUCGUGGUUUUGAAUAAUUCAGUUUUGAACAGGUGUUAUUCCUGGACCAUGUUUCUUUUCACUGAUUUUUGAUCUUGUAAACAUGAUAAAUUAGAGCGGCUGCCAAUGCAAUCGCAACUCCUUGAGUUUCAGAUAGACAAAUGGAGGUAUUUAUUCCAGUUGAUGCUUAUUUUUUUUCCUAGUGUAAUAUGUUGAAUGGUUCUGCAAGUUCAUCCCUUCUACUUUUAACUGAUAGCAG
Ilex paraguariensis (yerba mate) is the source of this 1622-nucleotide messenger RNA. The record is from the annotation of a GenBank genome assembly. NCBI's taxonomy places the organism in Eukaryota, Viridiplantae, Streptophyta, Magnoliopsida, Aquifoliales, Aquifoliaceae.